This is a messenger RNA of Closterium sp. NIES-65, 2913 nucleotides long. The record is from the annotation of a GenBank genome assembly. Lineage: Eukaryota; Viridiplantae; Streptophyta; Zygnematophyceae; Desmidiales; Closteriaceae.
AUGCCGCGCAAGCCGGUUGCUAACUUCCUGUCGUGGGCGUCGAAUGUGCUGGAGGCUGUCGACCAAUCAGCGGCGAGCUUGAGCGACUCCACAAACCCUCAUCGCAGGAAGCACCGGCGCGAGUGGGGCGCGGCGACGGACGGGCAGGUGUCGGACUCGGCGUGGGUGGACGCGAGCGACGGCGACGCCAGCAGCGCCGGGUACGCCAGCGACCACCUGCCGCCGUUGGGGGGGCGCCGCUCCUGGGAAGGCCCGGAGGGGCGACGUGCAGUGGCGGGCGGAGGAGGGCUGGAGUCGGGGGGUGAGCACGGUGAGGGGCGGGCGGGGAGCAGAGAGGUGCUGGGCGGGGUGGUGGAGGGGGAGGGGGAGCGUGGCGGUUGGGGCACGCAUGGCAGUGGUGGGGGUGUGGGGGAGCGUGGUGGGAGCGCUAGUGGGCGGGGGCUUGCGAGCAGCAGCAGCCUGGGCGUUGUGGGGCGUGGAGGUGGGGGCCAGCGGCACGCAGAGGAGGGCAGAGCGCGUGCAGGCGGGGGGCAUGCGGCAGGCAGUGGCAGCAGCGGUGGUGGCUUGAGGCGUGCAAGGGAGGGUGGCGCUGCUGCUGCGGGCGGCAAGUGGGGUGGCGAGGGAAGCGCAUUGAGCGGCACGGGCGAGUGGCAUGCACAUGAGUUCGAGGCGUGGGGCGGCGAGUGGGAGAUGCAAGGAGGGGGGGACGAAGGAGGGGAGGGAGGUGGCGAGGAGGCGACGGAGGAUCGUGGGGGAGUGCAGGGGAAGGGUGCAGGAGAAGAAUCACAACGCAAGGAAGGUCCAAAUGGAGAAACGGGAGAACCUGCAGAUGAUAGGGAUGAGGGGGCUGGUGCAGCAGUGGCAGCAGGGCGAGGUGAAGUUGGGGGAAGCAGCACGAGUGGCAGCAGCGGAUCUACCAGUGUGGCCACGCUCCCAAGCAGCGCGAGCGGCAGCGUUGGCAACGCUGCUGUGAGUGCGAAGAGCAGCAGCACAGCGGCAGAGGAGCCCGGUGAUGCAGAGAGUGACAGCGCGGCUGCACCGCUGUCCACAAGUCUCGGCAGCAUGGCGGGCGGCAGCAGCAACAACACAGGCAGCAGCAGGCGGGGGCUGUUGGGGGCGCAGGUGCCUCGGGUGCUGGCGGUGGCGCGCAGCCCAUCGGUGGAGAUGGACGCCAUGCGGUCGUGGCGCCGCCGCAUGGAGGCACACGCGUGGACCAGCCCUGCCAUGCGCUCCGAGUUUGACCACGCCAGCCGCGAGUGCAGUCAGAUGGAGGCGCGGGUGUCAGUAGUGGUGGGCGAGAUAGAGCGGCUGCAGCAGGCGGCACAGCACAUGGCUGACAGGGCGGCCCAGGAGAUCGGCAGCCUGCAUGCUGAGCUGGCAGCUGCCACAUCAGCGCUGGAGCAGGAGAGGUCAAAACAUGCUGCUACACGCCACGAGGCGGAGGAGCGGGAGGGGGCGCUGAGGGAGGAGCAAGCAGGGCAGGCGAGGGCAGUGGCGCGCAUUCGGAGGCAGAUGGAGGAGCGCGUGGCGGAGCACACGCGGGUCACUCGCUGCAUUCAGGACCUUGAGGCGCGGCACAGUCUGCUCACAGCACGCCUGUCUGCCCUGCACGCCGCCACGCCCGCUCGCGACAGCAGCACCGCUGCCGCCGCUGCAGUGCCCGGCCCAGCCUCCGCCACCAGUGCUGCGCUGCUGCAUGAUAACUCGGGUGGUGCUGACGCAGGUGGUGAGGCGCAGCAGCAGCAGCAGCAGCAGCAGCAGCAGCAGCAGCAGCAGCAGCAGCAGGGACAUGCAGGGAGCGAGGGGGGAGGGCAGGAUGGAUCAAGGCGUAUGCAGGGAGGUGCAGCAGAGGGGGAUGACGCGAGGCAGGGGGGAAGUGAGCAGGAUGGGAGAGGGGCUUGUGCAGAUGAGCAGCAGGAGCUGGUGAGUGCACAUGCCCCUCUGUGCCCGUCCCUGCAUCUUCUCCCUUCCUCCUUCACCUGCCUUCGUGUUUGUUACUCUGCCCCCCCUCACGUCUAUGCACAUUCCCCGGAUUCUUUCCUCGCUUGUUUCUCAGAGCCCUCUCAUGCUGCCCGUGCUUCGCCUCACCAUCCGUGCCUCUCAGCCCCUCACCACCCGCCACCACCUCCUCACUCCGCCCAUGCCAUUGCCACCCUUGCUGACAUUGUGUGCCACGUCACCAGGCCAUGUUGGAUGUGCGGAUGGCCAUUCCUCCUGCCCCUCCAUUGCCUUCAUUUCUCUGCCAUUGUCUGGCCGGCCUCUCAUCCCGCCAUUGCCAUUCCUCUGGGCCCGCCACUGGGCAUGGCGGCAUGCGUGGCAGGGGAGCGCGAGAAGCAACUGGAGCGCCGCCUGAGGGCGCUGUCAGAGAAUGUGCAGGGCAAGCAGGCACAGGCGGAGGCGCUGAGCAGCGAGGUGGCGUGGCUGCAGCAGCAGCUGGACCACACAAGGGGGGAGCGCACGCACCUGCUGCUGGCCGUGGGGGAGCAGGGCGGCAGCACUGGGGGCGGUUUAGGGAGGGUGGGGGGGUCACGGGGCGAGGUUGGGAGCAGGGAGAGAGGGCGGUGGCGGGUUGAGGGGAGCAGAGGGUGGGGUGCGGGCAGAGGGGUUGAGCACCGUAUGGUGGCAGCGCUGAGCUGGUUGUGGGGGGUCUGUGCUGGCGCUUCAGUGACACGAGGCAGCACGGAGGACGAUCCGAGUGGCAAGAGCAAGCAGAGGGCGCUGCGCAUGCGCGUGUGGGAGCACGUGGUGGACGCGGCACGAGCGCUGGACGCCUUGAGUCUGCGCGUUGGCAGUGCGCUGCAGCGCAACUCCUUUGUGCGCUCGCUCGUGGUGGCUUACGUGCUUGCGCUGCACCUCUCUGUCUUCCUCGUUCUCUCCUUUGUCAGCCUCGAACAUGCUCUGCACAACUUGUAG